Molecule: messenger RNA, 1732 nt
Organism: Misgurnus anguillicaudatus (oriental weatherfish)
Lineage: Eukaryota; Metazoa; Chordata; Actinopteri; Cypriniformes; Cobitidae
Gene: layna
Product: layilin a
Biological process (GO): positive regulation of axonogenesis
Cellular component (GO): cytoplasm
Source: RefSeq, a predicted model, not a curated record
CCUCACUGGAUGCUCACAAAGAUCGCAGUGGAUAACGGGAUAAGUAAGCGGUUUGUGGACUCUUAGCCUUUCUGCCAUCCUGGGAUCUUUCUGUUGAGUCGGUCUGCCCGAAAUUGUUGUGUUCAGAAGUUUGAGUAAAGCGUUACGAUGGAUUUGAUGAAGAUAUCUGGAUGCGCUUUGGUGUUCUUCAGCGUCUCCGUUUGCGCGUCAAGGCUUCUGGGUGACAUUUACGAGCCCAGAGGCCAACAGAUAUGCAAGCGUGGCACAGAGAAGCCGUGCUAUAAAAUCGCAUACUUUCAAGAUAGUCGACGCAAACUCAACUUCGAAGACGCCAGCCGUGCCUGCAGGAGUGACGGUGGAGACCUCCUCAGUAUUGAGUCUAAGGCAGAGCAGAAGCUUAUAGAGACUUUUAUUGAAGAACUAAAAGCAUCCGAUGGAGACUUUUGGAUUGGCCUACGUAGGGAUCAAAGUUACGAGGAAGAAAUAGGAGAUUGUCCAUCCGAGUACUAUUGGCUAGAUGGAAGCCAUGCAACUUUCAGGAACUGGCAUUGGGAUGAACCUUCUUGCGGGUUUGAGGUGUGUGUGGUGAUGUACCAUCAGCCAUCAGCUCCUCCUGGCCAGGGUGGUCCUUAUAUGUUUCAGUGGAAUGAUGACAAUUGUGAAACCAAGAACAACUUUAUCUGCAAGUACACCAAAGAUAAACCCAAGGCACCAAUUCCUGCAGAAAAUCGAACAUUUGAAGAUGCUCUUCCAACACCCAGAACAGCCAGAAAUCCCUCUGUCACCGUAAAGGAUGAUGGCAUGAGGGGGGUUGUUACUGAACCUACAGACAAUGCAGUUAACAUUCUUUACAUUGUACUUCCCACAAUCCCUCUUCUCCUGCUAUUGAUUGUGGCAACAGGAGUUUUCUGCUUCAAGCUUUUCACAAAAAGCAGGAAGAAAGAAGAGACUGCGGUCAGUUCAAAGGAACCAGGAUACUGGGCAGCCGGAGAGAGAUGUAACAGCCCCAGCCCUGACGUCUAUAACGUCAUCCGAAGGCAGCGUGAAUCGGAUCUCGCGGACACACGGCCUGAUAUCAAGAACACUUCCUUUCUUGGUUCUUCUCCAGACACUCCACCUGGAGAUUAUGACAACCUGCAUGCAGGCAGGGACACGGAAAGUGGUUUUGUGACACUGGCCAGCACAGAAAGCGGCUUCGUGACCACUGAAAUGUAUGACACAAUGCAAAGCCAUGGAAGUAGGAGAUACUUCAGAGACCAUGCAUGGAUGGAUGAAUUAUAUGACUAUUAAUUGUAUGCAAGAGGAACAUUGGUUUGAUUCUGCAUUUUCUCGGUGAGACAGAGCCAACAAUAACUGUUGUUUUUUAUAAAGUCACAAAUCUUUCCAAACGAUACCAGUAACAUUCACAUUUAGGCUGCCAUGACACGUUAACAAUGAAAGUUGUCUUCGCUGGCUUCAACUGUAUCUGUAAGCAAAUUUUGUAAGAAUUAAUUACGAAACAAUGAAGUAGUACAAGUGUUAUAUGGAUUUGGAUGGUUUGCAUGACUCUUGUUAUGCUGCUUUUACUGGAUGUGCUGUAUCAGGCUCAGUGUUUACAAUGCGACAAUCUCUUGCAGACUAUUUUCCUAUGAAAUAUUGAAUGACCAAAAAAACUGAGAUUUCUUAUAUGCAAACUAUUGGAAUGUGUAUGCCGUGAUGUUAAUGAAGCCUUAAUAAACGAAAUGAAUGAGAA